Molecule: messenger RNA, 1587 nt
Organism: Pseudovirgaria hyperparasitica
Lineage: Eukaryota; Fungi; Ascomycota; Dothideomycetes; Acrospermales; Acrospermaceae
Exons: 2
Coding region: 1-1587 (528 amino acids)
Source: RefSeq, a predicted model, not a curated record
AUGCUCGACGGUGUCGAAUACCUUGACCGCGCUCCUAGCACGUAUACCUCGGCCUCGAAGAAAGAAAGAAACAUCCUCCAUCAGAUAGCGGAUGUCCGGGCGACAAGGGACCUCUACCAAAAACUAUGGGACUGUAGAGACACUAUCUGCGCUCUCACUAGACACCACCUUCAAAUUAGUCGGAACGACACCUGCGUAGUCCUUCCACCGCAACUAUGGAUCCAAGGCAGCUUCAACAUCUGUGUGCUAGUAGAGGUGACAUCUCGUGGUAUAGGGAAGAAGUUUGUCCUGCGCUGCCCAAUGCCACACAAGCUUGCUGAAGAGAGGUAUCCUGGUACAGUGGACGAAAAACUCAGCUGCGAAGUGGGCACAUAUGUCUGGAUGCAGAAGAAAUGCUCUGAUAUCCGCAUCCCGUUCCUACAUGGCUUUGGGUCCUUGGACCAGCGUCAUUAUACACGUGAGGAGAAACGCCCGUUCUACGUUCGCCUUAGAUGUCUGUUCUGGCGCUCUAUCUACCGUGUCUUUUGCUAUCCAGAGCUCUCGAAGUACACCCCGAUCUCAAUCGUCCAUAACCUACCUACUGCCUACAUGUUACUCGAAUAUAUCAAACCCGAAACGGGCCAGGUGCUUUCUAAUACAUGGGAGAUGUGGCGAGAAGAUCCAGACCGUCGAAAAAGGCUAGAAAAAGGCAUAGCGCACCUCAUGCUCUCUCUUGCCCGCAUACCUCAGCCUAGAAUAGGCGCUUUCCGAUUUAAUCAUGAUUGCACUAUAACAUUAUUGAAUCGUCCACUUACUUGCGCGACCAUGAUGUUAGAGAACGAUGGCGUACCAAGAAUAAUACAACAAAACGACACGUAUCUGCAAACGGAGCCAUUCGUAUCUGAUAUGAUUUCCAUGCAUGAUGAAUAUCUUGUUAGUAACCCUAAUGCUGUCUAUAGCGCUGAAGACUGCCGCAGCCAGAUGUCUAUCAGAACGUUACUCCGUGCACUAUCGCAUCAUUACAUCAGACGUGAGCGCCGUAAUGGCCCAUUCAUUCUCCAAUUUACCGAUUUCCACGCGAGCAACAUCUUUGUUGAUGAAGAAUGGAACAUCACGUGUCUCAUUGAUUUAGAAUGGGUAUGUGCUCUACCAGUAGAGAUGCUUGCCGUCCCUUACUGGCUCACCGGACGUUGCAUUGACGAACUACGAAACGAACAUUUCGAUGAAUUCAACAGGGUUCGCCAAGAAUUUAUGCAUAUGUUUGAAGAAGAGGAGCGUGGAAUGGCAUCGGAGCGCAACUUUUCACUUGCCAGGAUUAUGAAUAAAAUGUGGGAGUCAAGAGGAGUGUGGUUUUGGUAUUCUUUGGAGUCUUUCAACGCUAUACUUUUCGUUAUUGAAGAGCAUAUCUGCCCUCGAUUCUCCCCCUACUUGUCGCCCGAAUGCGAAAAAGUGCUGUCGAGAUUCUGGAGAGAAGAUUCCGGGAUGGUGGUCGAACAGAAAGUCAAUGACCAGAAGCAGUAUGAUUUGGAGCUCCGCCGUGCGUUUGGCAAGGAAGAGCCGUGCAGCGAACAACCGGACGGAAAGAUAGGGAUUGUGAAGCAAGAGUAA